AUGCCCGACACACUGCCUGCUGGAAUCGUCCCCGAAGUCAUGAGCUCGGAGCCAAAAAGCUUCAUCUCUAGGAGGGCGCUGAACGGCCGCAAGGCUCGUAUCGUUACGUUCCUCGAAGGGGACCUGCUCCUCGUGGAAGUGGGAAGCUGCUGGCAACUCGCCGUCGUUUCGGCCUUUGGAGUCAAGCCACUCUCGCCCGGGCAGAUCGUCCAAGUGCCCCCCGCCGGUGCUUCGGAUUCGGCACCUUUUGGGUCGAUGGGAGGUCCACCGACCUGGGUGAUGAUUCGCAAAGCGUUCGUGGAGCAUGACACGAACGAGGUCUUCUACGAGGUCGACCGUAUCCCGCGGACGGCGCCGCAGCAGCAGAUGCCGGCGACUUCGCUGUUGCCCUCCUGCAUCAGGGGCAUGACAGCUGGCCCCUCGCGAGCUGUUCCGAAGCUUCCUUCUGCAGAGCAGCCUUGCAGUUUCACCACGGCCUCCGGGGCGCAGGAAGCUUUCAUGAUCCACUUUCCCUGGGGGUUUAACGACGCAUCCCGGAACUGGGGCGAAGUGGUUCGGUGGCCUUUGCUCGUUUUCCUCCAUGGCUCCGGCGGAGGCACCUUUAUGACUUUAUGCCGGAAAGACUUGCCGAAUCCUGGGCUAGAGUAUGCCGUACGCAACUUCGUGAUUGUAUGUCCCAAAUGCAGGUGGAAGUGGAAGAAUCCUGCAGACCCCUGGGUGUUGGAGCUGGUUGAGGAAUUAGCGGGAGCUCACUGGGUGGAUCCAACGCGGAUUUAUUUAUCUGGCAUCUCCAUGGGAGGGAUGGGAACAUGGGAGCUGGCUAUGCGAUCGCCGCAGCGGUUCGCAGCACUGGCUCCUGUUGGGGCCUACCACAAGACGGACCUGCGCAGUCAAAUUGCAGCAGCGGUGAAACACCUCCCCAUCUACUGUGUACAGGCCACUCAAGACGUGACAUGUCCUUUUGCGAAGGAAGUCGAGCUCUACAAGGAGUUGAUCGCCCUCCGCGCGCGCUUAAAGGUGGACGUGCACGAAACACAUCCCCACGAGAGGAUCCACUAUGCCUUUGCAGAAGGUCCCGAGAUCUUCCAGUGGCUGCUGUCGCAUCAAAAUCCCUGGGCUACGAUCCCAAGUCAUGGAGCGUGCGCAUACGACGUCUAA
Molecule: messenger RNA, 1158 nt
Organism: Symbiodinium sp. CCMP2592
Lineage: Eukaryota; Dinophyceae; Suessiales; Symbiodiniaceae
Source: the annotation of a GenBank genome assembly